ACGGAGCAUAGAAAGAGUCCAAAUUAUAAUUUCUACCUAAACAUGACCUCUAUCUCAUCUGAUAAUCGCACGGAUCAGCUAAAGGUUAGGGCUUUUUGAUGAUUGAUGGAAAAAUGAGAUCUGUGGAAUCCAUAGUGGCGGAGCUACCACCGUCUUCUUCCGCAGGAGCGGUGGUCGGAGCAGGAGGCGGCGGUAGUUGGUUGUACGGUUGGCUAGUAGAGUGUCACGGUUUAUGGCAUAAUGUAUUGAUGAUAGUGCCUUCAGCACUAUUUGUUGUAUACUUGGCUUCCCAAGCCAAGAGAAGCUUCUCGAAAGUUUCCAAUGGCAGAUCGCAUGUAGUCACUGCUCUAUAUGCCAUUCUCUGGCUCGUUAGCUUCUUCAAUUUGGCUUGGUCCUCUCUUCAGGCUUGGGAGUGUGCUCCAGCAAAACAAUUUGUGUGGAGUGUCCUCUCCUUGUUCACGACAUCUGGCAUGCUAUUUCUUGAAGUAAGCUUGAUAGCCUUUCUACUUCAAGGGAACCAUGCUAGUGGACGUGAGGCUUUAACACAGACCUUUCUUAUCUCAACACUUGCAGUUGGUUUAGACAUGUUUCUCAAGGGGAUCUACCUAUUUGGAUUUGGUAUUCAGUUGUUUGAUGUUAGCACCAAUGGCUCGCAAUGGGCCUUAUGGGUUGUCCACAAGCUGCUGCUAACCGGAGUAUAUGGCCUCAUCUUUUUUAUGUAUCGAUCUAGAUGGAGAGAAAGGUUGCCAGCAAGACCUGCAUUCCAGAAGUAUAUUUCCAUCAUGUUUUGCUUAAAUGCGACUGCUUUGCUUGCAUGUGCACUUGCAGCACAUGGGGCUGGAUUUGGAUUAUGGUUGUACAAUAUCACGGUCAUCUGUUACCAUGCCAUGUACCUUCCUCUUCUUUAUGUUACUUUUCUCGCGGACUUUUUCCAGGAGGAUGACUUGCAUCUGGAGAAUGUAUACUACUCAGAAAUGAAAGAUGCUGGCUUCUUUGAUGUCGAUUGGGAGUAAUUCAGCAAGUACUUCUGAAUAAUGAGGUGAAUUUGGUGUUGUAAAUGUGUAAAUAUGUAUUAGUAACAUUUUAGAAAAUUCAGAAAAUCAAAAAUUAAUUUUCCUUCAAGUUAAGUAACUUCGCGAGGAUUCUACCACUAUUCGCUCUAUGCUAAAUAUUCUAGAGCAAAAAGAUAUAACACAUGCAUACGUGGAAGAAGUUCCUAAAGUUAUGAUGAUUGAUGCCAACACUUUUGUAGAAUGA
Molecule: messenger RNA, 1257 nt
Organism: Nicotiana tabacum (common tobacco)
Lineage: Eukaryota; Viridiplantae; Streptophyta; Magnoliopsida; Solanales; Solanaceae
Product: protein CANDIDATE G-PROTEIN COUPLED RECEPTOR 2
Biological process (GO): G protein-coupled receptor signaling pathway
Cellular component (GO): plasma membrane
Molecular function (GO): G protein-coupled receptor activity
Source: RefSeq, a predicted model, not a curated record